GAUACCUGCCAGUUUCCCACAAUCCACACCACCUUUAACGAGCUGCUUGAGCAUCCAGGUCCUAGUGACAGCCAUGGCAAGUGGAGUGUUUUGACCUUUGAGGUUUGGAUCUGCAUGUCGCGAUACAACGAGGGCUAGUGUUUCUGGCUUGUUGUCGAUGAAUGACCAUCGUCAGUGGCGUAUAAAAUUCAUUAGAAUCCACAUCGGCAUCCAGAAGUAUUUGCACCGAUUCUAGCGAAUUGUGAUGCAGGGCCUUCUCAAGAGCUUCCAGAUUCUUCUUAAGUCUACGCCACUGUCCAAGGGGAUAUGAAGUAGUUCAGACCGGCGUGUAGCUAUGAAGACUGGCACAUUCCGAUCUUUCAGAUUCGAAUCACGGCUAAGAGAAAGCAUCGCCAGAUACUUUUGGAUCUGCGUCAUGCCGGGUCAACAAAUCUACCUCGUCUUCUCGGCUGACUUCACAAGCUAUCCCGAGAAGCGUACUUUUUACCUGUAAAUUUGGGAUUCGGAUCUGCCCUAAAAUGGAGAAGCAGAUUAACAAUCUCGAUAUUUUUACUCUUGAUAGCUUCUACCAAACCAUUCUCUUCUGGACCAGUAUCUGGUGGAACUCCUCUACAGAGCAGCUGCUUAAUUUGAGGUGUCUGAUGUCUGAAACAUUGUAGAAAGAGUUUCAGCUGACAGAUGUUUGCUCUCAGUGUCCAUUUGUUGUUGCUUCCGUUCUAGAAGUUGAGUGGAAAGGGGCGCCACGUGAAGGCCACUACAAAGUAGAAACGUAUGUGGCGUAUGUCUGUCACACAAUCUG
Mollisia scopiformis is the source of this 799-nucleotide messenger RNA. RefSeq lists its product as uncharacterized. Bases 335 to 493 code for a protein of 52 amino acids. The record is from RefSeq and is a predicted model, not a curated record. The transcript has a single exon. Lineage: Eukaryota; Fungi; Ascomycota; Leotiomycetes; Helotiales; Mollisiaceae.